This is a messenger RNA of Saccostrea cuccullata (small rock oyster), 1148 nucleotides long. RefSeq lists its product as uncharacterized. The coding region runs from base 450 to 1025 and encodes 191 amino acids. NCBI's taxonomy places the organism in Eukaryota, Metazoa, Mollusca, Bivalvia, Ostreida, Ostreidae. The record is from RefSeq and is a predicted model, not a curated record. The transcript is spliced from 3 exons.
AAAAUAUUUGAGGGUAUAUAAAAAAAAUCUAGCUAUUUAACGAACGCACGCAUACUUAAUUAAAAGCCUACUCAUCAGUCAGUAUUGGAUUGCAUCAUACAUCUUAAUUAUAAAUUGACAAUAAACCAUAUCUCUCUUCACUGAGUUUAAUAUCCUUUAUAAUCAUUUGCCUGCUUUUUGAAAUAAUUCUGUAAGAUAAAAGCCUAAAACUUGUUGCACAUUUUAAAGAAAAUAAUUAUAUAUAUAAAUGUAUAUGUAUAUAUUGAUUAUAAGGAAUCGGGUUGCAAGAGCGAAAAAAUAGUGUCGAUUUGUGCCUCAGAGCGUUACCCAUUGAUACAUUUAAAUGAUAAAUGGGAUCUGAACUCUAUUAAUUUAAAUACAAUGUAUUAUAUUUUUAUGUGACAUUUCAACCUUGAUUUUUAACAGAUUGAGACGAAGUUAAUUUAUAAAUGCAUCGUUUAGUUAUGGAAUGUUAUUUUUUCAUUAUUUUAUUCUUGUGUUUCAAAUUGAAUUAUGGACAAAAUUCCACAGCAGAUGAUGAUUGUGAGGACCUUGAAAAAGGAGCAUGCUUUCUUGUCUUGGACCGACCGUAUCUUUGCUACCGACCCAACAACCAGAUCAAAUGUUGUUCAACUUGCAAACAAUUUUUCACAAAUAUAGAAGGCUGUGAAUAUGGGAAUCGCCGAAAGGUUUGUGAUAAAAGAUUUUGUCCAAAAAAUGACAGAAUAGACCCUUUCUGUUGUUGGACUUGUGGAGGCUAUACGACAACAACAACGACAACAACAACCACCACCACCACAACAACAACAACAGAACAACCAACGACGACAACAAUCACUACAACAUCUACAGAACCAACCACAACAGCGACCGAACAAACAACAACUAAAACAAUAAAUAUAUACACCCCUAUUCGGUAUUGGAAACGUGCCAGAGAUAUUUUACACUCCAGAUAUCGGCUUAAUGCUAUAUGGAAUGCUCUAAAAAGGACGUUUUUCCUCGACAUCGAUGAUGAAAAGAAUUAAUUUGAAUGAACAUAAUGGAUUACACCAUUUUCAUUUACGUUCAUGAUUUACGGUAUAAAUUUGAACAAUGUGACCAGAAUAUUUAUGUUCUCAGUUGUAAACAGUUUACUAGAUAGCUAAUGA